Aspergillus versicolor CBS 583.65 is the source of this 639-nucleotide messenger RNA. RefSeq lists its product as uncharacterized. Lineage: Eukaryota; Fungi; Ascomycota; Eurotiomycetes; Eurotiales; Aspergillaceae. The transcript is spliced from 2 exons. The record is from RefSeq and is a predicted model, not a curated record. The coding region runs from base 70 to 519 and encodes 149 amino acids.
CCAUAAUUCUCCCUCUCCAAUGCGCCAAAAUACCUUCAUCCGCAGCGCACAGCGUACAGCUCUCGCAAAAUGUCUUCAUCCACUCAGCCGAUGCCAGUAGUUGCCUGCGGCAGAAUACCCGCAAUGGGGAAAUCAAUCUCCCAGCAUCUGCUGCCUGAAUAUGAAGUCAUCCACUUUAUCCUGUCAUAUGAGACUGCAGAGGCUGAGCUCCCGCAUCUGCUUGCAGGUCGCGAUCCUCAGUCUCGGAGCCCUAAUGAGAUUGGAUCCCACGAUUACAGCCGGUCCCCUGGCGCGGUAAUCUUCGGUCGCGGCUAUGACCCUCAGCAGGUUGAAGAGCUUAAGAAUAAAUGCGCGGGUGUUGCCAAAGAACCUGUUGCUUGGGUGAGGGGGAACCCAGCGGACUUGCCUGCCGGGGCCGCUGGGCCUGACUAUGCUCAGAACAUCGCGGCGGAUAUGAAGAAGGUGCUUAUGAGAUGGAGGGACGGAGGAGGAAAAGAUGAGGAUAUUUUAGUGUACUAGUUGCUUUGUCGGGGAGAAGUUAGGGCUACUGGAUUCAAGAAUCAAAAAUCUGAUUUGAAGGUUCAGGCGAAUUCAAUUCUACCAUGACUGGAAUUCAUAUACCUUUCAAUGAGCAGAAUU